Messenger RNA from Talaromyces proteolyticus, 1560 nucleotides. RefSeq lists its product as uncharacterized. The record is from RefSeq and is a predicted model, not a curated record. Gene Ontology annotation, biological process: calcium ion transmembrane transport; Golgi calcium ion transport; manganese ion transmembrane transport. Gene Ontology annotation, molecular function: manganese ion transmembrane transporter activity; calcium ion transmembrane transporter activity. The transcript has 3 exons. The coding region runs from base 1 to 1560 and encodes 519 amino acids. NCBI's taxonomy places the organism in Eukaryota, Fungi, Ascomycota, Eurotiomycetes, Eurotiales, Trichocomaceae. Gene Ontology annotation, cellular component: fungal-type vacuole membrane; Golgi apparatus.
AUGCGGGUCAGUCGCAUUUCCCCCGUAAUCGCCCUUCUUCUCGUCGCUGUUGGGUCAACUGCUGUCGACAGCCCUGCCGACAGCCUGUCGGAUAGCAGUUUGCAGCAUGGCAAGACGCGACCUGGAGUCGCCGCGGAUGUGAGGCCCAAAGCCUCUCCGAAAGGGACGCUGGACGCCCCGGUUGAUGGAAAAGAUGGCAAACCUCAUGACGGGCCGUGGGUUGAAACGAGCGCAGACCGAGAUCGAAAGAAAGAUAAGAUAGAUGGCAGGCAGAGCGUAACGGCACAAAACACGGCGUUGGAUAUUGGUGAACAGUUGAGCCCCGAUGGACAUCAUAUCCCGCAUUCUAAUGAGGGGGUGAUGGAUGAUCCUGAUAGAAUAGGUCCGAAAGAAGGCACCAGGGGCACAGAGGGUGGCAUGACUGAGAAGAGCAAGGAUAGCAAACUGCUUAAGGAAAAGAUUCCUGAAACUCCCAAAGAGGCACGUCCUCUACCUCAUAGUGAACAAGAAAAAAUUCCUGGCCAAACCACCGUUGAAACCACGGAUUCGAAGGCCAGCCAAAAACUACUCGAGAAACCUGACGACCUCCCCGACAGACCUCAUUCUAUUCCUCCACCGAAAUCUCCUGCAGGAGUUCAUGAUGAUCCUCUCGACUUUGAGCCGCGACCACCUGGGAGAAAGCCCUUCGGCAAGGGCGGUACUCAUUCUACAACCCCAGCAGCCGCAGCGACAACGGACGAGAAUGUCUUUAGUCCGAUCCAUUCUCUUGUUAUAUCACUCACGAUGAUUCUAUUUUCUGAAGUCGGCGACAAAACUUUUCUUGUUGCCGCUCUUAUGGCAAUGCGGCAUCCGCGCUUGGUCGUCUUCACCGCAGCCUUUUCCGCCUUAAUUGCGAUGACCGUCCUAUCAGCCAUUCUAGGACAUGCCGUUCCUACACUUAUACCUGCCUUCAUUACAAAAUUCGCCGCCGCUUUUCUUUUCCUCGCCUUUGCUGCAAAAAUGUUCAAGGAAGGACACGCCAUGUCGCCAGACGAGGGCGUUGGGGAGGAGAUGAAAGAGGUUGAGAUGGAGCUAGAAGAAAAAGAGCAUGAACAACGACGCAUGAGUCGCAACCAAUCAAUCACCCCAUACGCAUUGGAAUCUGGCCGUGGUGGUCGCACGCGGUCAACGAACCGCCUCCCAUCACCCCCAGAAAGCAUUUCGUCGGCAUCGUCACGAGAUAUUUCCCCAGAGCGUAGUUUCACAUUGAAAACGAUAACCGCUGGGGCCAACAAUCUCUUUUCGCUAUUGCUCAGCCCAGCGUGGGUUCAGACUUUUGCUAUGACUUUCUUGGGAGAAUGGGGCGAUCGCAGUCAGAUUGCGACCAUCGCCAUGGCUGCUGGACAGGAUUAUUGGUGGGUUACAAUUGGAGCAGUUGUUGGACAUGGUAUUUGUACUGCAGCCGCUGUCAUCGGUGGUCGUGCAGUCGCUGGGCGAGUUAGUCUUCGAGCCGUCACCUUGGGCGGGGCAUUUGCAUUCCUUAUUUUUGGGAUUAUUUACCUGAUUGAAGCAAUAUACUAA